AUGACACUUUUAAAUAUCAAACCCAUUGCUUGGGCAUACUCUAUGAUAACAUUAGGGACUGAAAUGCUAAAUUCUACCUUCAGGUUCUACUAUGUAAAACUUUUUCUACAUCUGUACAAGAUUUCAGAAAUGGCCUUUUAUCAAGCCCAGAUAAUUUUAAUGAUCUGGAAUAUUCUUAAUAACCUGACUGCGUAUUUUCAUGACAACUCUAAGGCCGAAUGCUGUUCAAAUCGUCAUGUUUCUAUCUUGUAUGGUGCCCCUUUAUAUGCAAUGUCUUUCCUGCUUCCUUGGUUCCCUUGGAAAUACUAUCAAGAAGGUGACUGGCUUAGUGGAUUUCACCUGGUGGUGUCAUUAUGUGCUUUUGAUAGCACGCUUACCUGUGUUCAGCAAGCCCAAUGUACAUUGUUUGCAGAGAUUCUCACUAGACAUGAAAGUAGGCUUCAGCUUAUUAAAAUUAACCAAGUGGCAUCACUGGUAGCAUCUACCAGUGUCCUCUUCUGUGGCCUCAUCUCUAAGAAUGUGGAAAUUUUGCCCCAUUUUCAGGCUGUUGCUAUUGUCAUUGCCUUUCUUGCUGCUGUCAGCCUUUACACUGGCAUGUACCACAUGAGACAUUUUGAACUGAAAAGGAGCCCUGAGGAAAACCUCUUGGAAAGCGAAGAGGAUCUUGCCUGGGCCUCUAUCAUCUUAUCCGUGAGACAACUCUUGUCCCAGAAAAACUGUUACCUCUUUCUGAUGAUGAAUUUCUUCCAAGUCUUUCAUUUAACCUUCCUCACCAACUUCAUGAUGAUCUUUGCAGAUGAUCUCAUUCCCAGGGACGUGCUGCCUUCUUCCCUGAGGAGCAUCAUGUAUGGGGCAGGUUUUAUUUGCCCACAGUGCCUGGUACUAAUACUUACCAGUCAGUCCUGGCUGAAGAAGUUUGGUUACUAUAGGAUUAUCUUAAUGUCUUUCUACCUAGAAGGAACAGCUUCCGUCGUCAUGUUACUUCUGGGACGGCAAUACUAUUACUGUUUGGCUGUUUAUCUCACUAUUAUCAUGGUGAUUGUGCAAGCUUCUUUUUCCUUGUUUAACCUGCCACUAGCUGACAUGGUUGAUGCAGAUUUACUAAAGUUCAAUCGGCAGUCAUCUCUUCCCUCCAUGGUUUUUGGCAUCAAUGCUUUGUUUACCAAACCUGCUCAGUCUUUGGCUCCCAUCAUGAUACUCUUCAGACUAAACCAGUAUGGAUAUGGGAACUCAAACAGCAGGACCCUUUCAGAUCUUCAUGAUGCUAUGUUUGGUUUGAUUUGCCUGAUCCCACUGGGCAUUUCGAUAAUUCAGAUUCUGGUGUGGAAUCCAUUCUCAAUCAGAAACAAGACCGACUACACAGAAACUUUGUGA
Otolemur garnettii (small-eared galago) is the source of this 1374-nucleotide messenger RNA. Its product is annotated as transmembrane protein 180-like. The coding region runs from base 1 to 1374 and encodes 457 amino acids. The transcript is spliced from 6 exons. The record is from RefSeq and is a predicted model, not a curated record. Lineage: Eukaryota; Metazoa; Chordata; Mammalia; Primates; Galagidae.